Molecule: messenger RNA, 1152 nt
Organism: Lottia gigantea (owl limpet)
Lineage: Eukaryota; Metazoa; Mollusca; Gastropoda; Lottiidae
Exons: 2
Coding region: 1-1152 (383 amino acids)
Source: RefSeq, a predicted model, not a curated record
AUGACUCUUUUCAACGAAAAAUUAUUCGUGAUGCAGGUUCAUAAUGAAACAAUCCAGUAUAUUACUACAGUGGCCUUGGUAGUGAUGGUGCCUCGUAGAGCUCGAAAACACGGGGUAUCCGGUAAUUUCACUUGUGGUGAUUUUAAUUGUAAAUACCGUGAAUUGUGUAAGUCCGGCCCUGGACCAAGGGAGUUGGUGUUAAAUUGCAAACAUAAGGAUAAGAACAUCAAAGAUAAAAACUUUCGUUGUACCUACAGAGGAAAUCCACAUAAUAGUAGCAAAUACAAUAAAAAUCAGAAAAAGUUUUACCUUCAACUGGCAAAAGAAGCUGCUGAUGCAAAUGGUAACCUUGAAAUUAUUAAUUCCAAAAUAUGUCCAGGGAUAAAAUUUGAACGUGUAGACCCACCUCCUAAUAUUGAAAUAAUAGAAAACGCCAUAAGUCCAAGGGGUUCGUUUUAUGAGAAUAUUAUGGUUGGUUUGGCGUCCAUUUUUGGCGUUUUUCAUUCACUCAUAUUUUGGAUUAAAAGCAGUUGUGGGAGUAAAGAGGAAAAGGAAAAAGCAAGGGAAAUGAAGAGGAAAGAGGAAGAGGAAAGAGGAAGAGGAAAAGGAAGAAGAGGAAAAGGAAAAGGAAGAGGAAAGAGGAAGAGGAAAGAGGAAGAGGAAAAGGAAGAGGAAAAGGAAGAGGAAAGAGUAAUAGCUAAGAGGAAAGAGGAAAAGGAAAGAGUAAUAGCAAAGAGGAAAGAGGAAGAGGAAAAUGAAGAGGUAGAGGAAGAAGAAAAGGAAAGAGGAAGAGGAAAAGUAAAUGGAGGAGGAAAUGGAAGAGGUGAAUGUAGGGAAAAGAAAGAGAGAAAGAAAAAGAAAAAGAAAAACUAUUUGCUGAUGUUGCUUAUUUUGUCUAUCUUUAUGCUUUCAAUUUUUAUUUUUCACUAUUUCCUUAUGUUGCUGUUGAAAAUCGACUUCAGCUACCCGAAUCUCUCGAAAUAUGAAAAUCUCGAAAGUAACAGAUACAGACAGGGAAAGUCCGGACAGUUGUAUUUGAAUAUUUCAUUGCAGGCGAACCCUGUGUCGAUUUUGUCAUUUUGGAUAGUGAUAUGGGUAGCUAAAAUCGUAUUUUUGCUUGUUCUUACUAGUGCUUUAAAAUAUUGUAAUUGA